Molecule: messenger RNA, 1605 nt
Organism: Pedinophyceae sp. YPF-701
Lineage: Eukaryota; Viridiplantae; Chlorophyta; Pedinophyceae
Source: the annotation of a GenBank genome assembly
AUGCAAGAGGGUACCGGGGCUCCCUCUGGGGCGAAGCUCGGUCGCGCGGCUUCUCUCUCCGGCACAUCUGCGCUCGAGGAGCUCGUGAUCGAUCGUAUCUUCAACCGCAACGUCGACACGGCCCGUCUGUGGUGCGACGACGUCGGGCGCGCGGCUCUUCCGUUCCGUCCUCACCAUUCGGGACUGCUGCGAUGCCGGGGGUCGCCGUCGGUGAUCGACGGAGAGGCCGUGCACGAGCACACGUGUGUCGGCACCACGGUCGAGGGCGCCGUCGCCAUGCUGGUGGCUUCCUGGGCGUUGGCAUUCACACUGGGCUUCAGUGUAUGUCUUUUCUGGUCGCGCCUCCGCAAACCGCCGCAGCGCUCCAUCGGCACGACCGUAUCGGAGUCUGCGCGCUCGGGCAGCGCCGCGAAGGUGCCGGGUCAUGAUCUGGACCACGUGCAAGGCACAGGGCUGCAGGAGGGCAGCCCAGCCUCCGAGACGCUCACUUCACGGUCGAUCGCAACCGUCGCCGCCGCGGCCGCGGAAUCGACGGCGACAGACGCGCAGAGAGCUGCGGAGAACGCGCAGGCAGCGGCCGGCGCGGCGCUGGACGUCGCCGGCGCGGCAGGCAUGACGGACGGUGAUGUGCAGCGCGCCCUCGACGAUCCCUCAGCGUGGCCGCGGCUGGCGCAGCGCAUCGCGCAGCUGCACCUCGAGGAGCGGAACGAGCUGAUGUUCCAGGCGAAGUCGCGGCUGACGCCCGCGGAGCUCAGCGGGGAGAAGGGACAGUGGGUGUGCAUGCAGUACGAGCUGGUCCACAGCGAGCUGCGGCGGAGGGCCGAGCAGCGCGCCGCGAACGCGCACGCGGACAUCGCGCACGCGGAGGCCCGGAAAGCCGAGGCCCAGGAGAGCCACGUGGACUUCAAGAGGAGGGGCAUGCAACAGAUGGAGUCGCAGCGGGUGCGGGAGGGGCUCGUGGAGGCGAUCAUGGCGGGGAUGGUCGUGUUGGCGCUCACCAUGGCCGUCGCGAGCGGGGGGUACAGGGCGUUGACGCGCCCUGCGGAGAGCCUGAGUCAGUGCUGGUCUGACGCGGCGUUCUUGGUGGGAGAGGGGCCGGAAGGGUUUGUGGCGACGGUGUUGUUGGCCGUCCGCGGCGCGGCAGGGACGGUGAGGUCGCUGGCGUGCCAGGCGGCGUUGGUGCGGGACACGGUCGGCGCGGCGGUGCCGACGGUCGUCAUGGGAUUUGUUGCGGUGUGGUUCGUUCUGAAGCACUCGCAGUCGGGGCGGCUGAACGCCGCGCUCAUGAUUCUUCUGUUCACUGGCGGGGGCUUCGGCGGAGAUAUGUUCGUUGGCGUGGUUGGCGGCGAGAAGAGGUAUUGGUGGGCCGCGUGGACGGUCUGGAUGGUGAGCUCGGGGCUGAGUUUGACCAGAAUGGGGGAGGACGUGCUGCUUUCUCGGACAGAGCCUGAGCACGAGGCAGGAGCCUCGCGCCGCGGGGCACUGGGCCACGACAAAGAAUACGUGAGGGUCCUUUUCGCGAAAGUGUGGCUCGGGGUCGUCGCGCCGGUGCUGUGCGGCAUGGCUCCGUUUCGACUUGGAAGCGUCUUUCGAUACCUGCCGUGA